Molecule: messenger RNA, 1768 nt
Organism: Owenia fusiformis
Lineage: Eukaryota; Metazoa; Annelida; Polychaeta; Sabellida; Oweniidae
Source: the annotation of a GenBank genome assembly
UAGAUACUGACGGAAGCAACCAUUUCACAAGUUUUAACACAGAAACAUCGGUGGGGUAUAUUUUCACCGGUAUGCCCAAGACAAAGCCAAAAAGACGCCCCCCUCCCAAAACAGUUAACAUGAAACCAAAAGGGAAUGAUGAACGCAACCGCAAUGAUGACAUAGAGUUAAAACAACGACCGAACACGUCGGAUAGAGCUGUAGAUAAACUAUUAGAUGAUUCCACAGUUUACGCGUAACAGCCAACUGAACAACGACAAAUCAAAUAAAUGCAAAUCUAAAGGCAUGCGAUGUAUUGUAAAUCUUCUGACACACCCUUGUAUAAACGCCUUACUUUUAGUAUUAAUGCUGACGUUUCUAGUAGAGAUUUUGGACACUGGACCAAUCACGAAUACGUUCGAGAAUGUGAAGAAAAUUCCAGGAUCGAUAUCUUGUGUGGGAACAAUGGUCAUCCACAUGGUAAAUCAAUCAACUCCUAACCGAAACAAGAUUUAUGAGGAUGUAGCUAAACGAACGGCCACUCUGCCAAUUGAUGUGUUAAAGGAAGUUAUCGAUGAACCAAAACUAGCCGUAGAACGUAUAAUUUCUGAGUUCAAACUUGUCAAAAUUGAUAUUAGUAACAUAAACUUUAACAUAACUGUCAAUAACAUCACAUUUUCUUCAAAUGACAUUCAAGAUUAUGCCAACGACGUUUAUUCGACACAUCACAUUACUUACCCAAAUCUUACAGGAUCCGAAAGUCUUUUUACUAUCGCGGACAAGGUUAGUGAUGUGUUUGAACACACAACGGAUUUUGUGCGUCAACUACCCACUAUCGUGAUUAUUGUGCAAAUUGUAUUAGGCAUUUUUGUGUUCCUCAUAGGAUGUUGGUCGGUAAUUGGGUGUCUGCGAGCAGAAAAGCAGCCGGAACGUGUUGUUAGAUCACAAGCGAUCUCAUCUGUGUCAACUAUUUUUGAAAAAGUGAUUGCGUUGAAACAAGAGUUUUCGACAUUGAUUUGGGGUCUUUGUGUCAUCAUGACAUUUGUGAUAUUUACCUUACUGCUGAUUUUAUUGGAUUCAGUUGUUUACCAAACACUGGACGUAAUACAUAAUGAGGCCAAUAUAUCUAUGCUUAUUAAUGGUGGUAGUAGUAUUCAAAUUGUUCUUAAUGAUACUAGUCCACGCAUCAGGCAGUUCUUGUAUAAAGAAGCCCCAAUGUUGUUUGACAGUAACUUGACAACUCUUAAGUAUUCAUUGGGAGUGAACACAAAGGAUUGUUUACCCGAUGCAUCUCCCCCUUUUCAUGAGAACACCUCUAAUCUUGUAUCUUUAAUUGUCCUUCUCAUUAUUACUGUAAUACUCAUUAUUUUACAGUCAUUUUGGGGUAGAAUUCAGGAUUACAUCGAAAAUAGAUGCUGCUGAAGCGAUCGUCUACUUAAAUUCAGAGAAUUUUAUUACUGCGAAAUAUUUUGAAUCCUUAAUGAAUAUUAACAUGUGGAACAAUAACUACAUUUCCAGCAUUCAUUAAUGUGGACAAUCCAGAAUAAAAGUCCAGGUCAAAUAACCAGCAUCUAAAGUGAUACAGGUCUGUAAAUUCAUUAUCUAGGGAUAUUGUAACAAUAUCUAAUAAAUGCUGGCCUGAGUUAACCACUAGAGGUAGCAUUCAGAAUAAGUUAGAUAGUGACUCAUUGGGCGGAAUCGGUUGGUGGCGGUACAAAAUAUAAUACUGUAUAUCGUUUUAUUAUGCAUCUUAUGUAUUUGAUUAUUACGAUGUACUAUACCUGUACAC